This is a messenger RNA of Hibiscus syriacus, 983 nucleotides long. RefSeq names its product F-box protein PP2-A13-like. Lineage: Eukaryota; Viridiplantae; Streptophyta; Magnoliopsida; Malvales; Malvaceae. The transcript has 4 exons. Gene Ontology annotation, molecular function: protein binding. Bases 67 to 930 code for a protein of 287 amino acids. The record is from RefSeq and is a predicted model, not a curated record.
ACAAACUCCGGGUUUAGUCUCUACUUUUCCAGGUUCUCUUAGUUUCUGGUUAAAAAAAGGUACUUGAUGGGUGCCAACUUAUCUGCUGCUGCUGAAAGGGAUGGAGGCGGUCCUCCAUCGAGGCCAAGACUCGGUGACAUACCGGAGAGCUGCGUGGCCUUGAUCUUAGCACAGUUAAACCCACCUGAGAUUUGCAAAUUGGCCCUAUUGAAUCGAUCGUUUUGCAGUGCCUCAUCAGCUGAUUUCAUAUGGGAAUCGAAAUUACCCUCCGGUUACAAGUUCAUUGUGGAGAAAGUACUGCUAGCAGAUACAAGUUUGAUAAAUCUGCAGAAGAAAGAACUUUAUGCCAGGUUGUGCAGGCCUAAUCCCUUUGAUGGUGGCACAAAGGUGAUACGGUUAGAUAAGAACACAGGUGGUGUUUGUUUAUCGAUUUCAUCCAAGGCGUUGACAAUCACCGGGAUCGAUGAUCGGAGAUAUUGGAGUCAUAUCUCCACCGAGGAAUCCAGAUAUCCUACAGUAGCAUACCUUCAACAAACAUGGUGGUUUGAAGUAGAUGGAGAGCUGGAGUUUCAAUUCCCUGCAGGCACAUAUAGCCUGUUCUUUAGACUCCAGCUCGGGAAAUCCUUGAAGAGACUCGGUCGUCGGGUUUGCAACUCCGAGCACAUCCAUGGAUGGGACAUAAAACCGGUCCAAUUCCGUUUAACAAUUUCGGACGGUCAGCAUGCCGUGUCUCGAUGUCAUUUAGACAAUCCAGGGAACUGGGUUCUUUACCAUGUUGGGGAUUUUGUUGUUGGGAACUCUAAUGCAUUGACAAAGAUCAAAUUUUCAUCAACUCAAAUCGAUUGCACUCAUACCAAAGGUGGCGUUUGUGUGGAUGCUGCGUUAAUAUACCCCAGUAGCGUAGGGAAAGAGGUCAAAUCAUGGUCGUGAGAAAAUCCAGAGGUGUAAAUACCGAUCACUUGUAAAAUCGCUUGUUUUCUUGG